ACAAUUUUCUUCAGACUGAUAAAUUGCAAGAUAUGAUGCAGGUUAUGAUAUUUCACUUGUGUAAUUAUGUGCAUUGGAAACAUAAAGGACUAGGAGUUGAAUGCGGAAACUUUACAGUUUCAGUCUUUAGACCCUUGAGGCGGCAUUUCUGUACAUUGUAAGGAUGAAACCAUAAACAAAGGCAGAAAUAAUACAGUUUGUAUAAUGUACACAUUAAGAAUGAUAAAUAAAAGUUAUUAAAUUCAUCUAAGUACAUUCAAAGACCGCGAUGCGCUGUUGCUAUUAAAUUCGAAGUUAGUUGAGGUACAAAAGGUUAAUUCUAGACUUCAUUGGUUUCCAUUGAUGUUCUUGGAUCACGGAUCUGGUAUAGUCACUCUCAGUUUACGAAAACGGAGUGGGCUUUCACCUUUCGGAAGGUGUACUCCAAUAGCUAGGCUUGUUCAAAACAAAAGAAUAGAAGAAAACAAAGACAAAAAGUGUCAUUUUUAUUAAAGAAAAAAAMACAGCCAAUCAGAGAUUUCGUUCCGAAAGUUGUCAGAACUACCAACAAUGCAUUUCGGUCUUGGAAGGUAAGCUGUCUUUUCAAGGUUCUUUACGCAGAGGGGAGAUGUGAGCAAAGACCACACACUACAUUAUAUUGAUAGCCCUUCACGGUUUUGCAAGAUCUUGUCCGAUUGAUUUACUAGCUAUUUGUUGAAUAAAAGAAACAAUAGGAUUUAAGAACGAGGAAACAAUGAGCAUUGUUUUAUCCUUCCAAUCACAAGAGACCUUACAAACUUGUGAAGGAUAACAGCAUUAUAUUGGCAAUAUUUUCUUGUGUUGUUUUAUAGCCAAACGUAGUCAUUAAUAUAAAUGAAAAGAUAAGAAUUGCAUGUUGUUUUAAGGGGAUGAAGGAGAAGGAAAUACCUGACAAAAUAUGAGAAAAAAGUGUUGAUUUUUGGGCUGUGAAAUUUGCACAGGAAAAAACAUCGAAUUUGAUGCCUGUUUUAGUGUUUUUGACAUCCACAUCCACUUAAUUAAAGAGAGCUACUUAUAUGUCACAUAUCACGUGAACUGUAUCCUACGAGGCUCUCAGUAUUCUGGUGUAUCGAUAAUAAAGUAAAGAGGCACAUGGGAAAAACGUCGCGUCAAAGAGUUUGGUUCUUUUUGGAGUUCUAUGAAGCCGGAACUCUAACAUUUGGAAAGUAACGUUGUCUGCUUUGUGAAAUGCUGAUCUUGCAUGCUAAUUGAAUUUAAUCUUAUUAUUGGUCUAAUGAAUGAGAUUCCAUAAGUCAAAGGCCGAAUAUACGACACAACGUUUACCUAUAACCAUCGCAUGCGACCAUGAUCAUCGUCAAUUUCCCGGCAUUCAGUGAUUGUCAAUGGUCCUUUUUCUUUAUCUUUUAGACAAAUUGAAAGUACAAACUGAACCAUGUUAUGUUUUGGUUGUGUUUCAAACUCCUAGCAUUACAUAUUACCUAGAAAAAGUGUUUUAGUAUACUAUAAGAUUUAUAGUGACGGCCGGAUAGCGUUAAAUUCGCAUAGAAACUUCGACCUACUUAGUUUUCAUCCGCCAUCUUGACACUUUUACCAUGAUACAUCUCACCAAUCCAAACAUGACGUUUUCAGUUGAAAAGACCAACGCAGUAUGAAGUCUUUUUACAAACCAAACUUCAAAGCCACUUAUACUGAUAGAUGUCAACAGUUUUAGUCCAAUCUUUGCCAAAUAAACACACACCACUAAGUAAGAUUUCAUGCCCUUCCGUUUUAUUGCAUUUAAUAGAAAAGAUGGUUAAAAAUUAAGCAAAUAGAGUUCUUAUUAGUUUUCAAAGUCGUGGGAAAAUUAACACAUAGGUUCGUUAACUAAACGCAGCACACCUUACAACAUUCAGGAAACAUAAGCCGCGCGUUUGAACCGUKUUAGUGAAGGUUCCUCGAUAGACUUGACUCCAGAAGAGCUAAGAAAAAGACUUUACAAAAGAGCCAGCUUACUAAGUAAUAUGUUGUCUUCAGUAUUUGUUAAAUUUGCAGUUUUAAGUGUGUUUUUAUAUGUUUUUAUGGUGAAUGGUUCACGAGAUCCAAGGAUUGUAGGAGUUGAAAAGUUAGUAAGAGCGAAUUCAGGGCCGGUAGAGCCCGAUGCGAUUGGUAGUGGAGACUGCGACUGUACYUGUGUUAACGGUACUGAUGGCAAAGAUGGUAAGGACGGGCAGAGUAUUGUAGGGCCGCGAGGGCCUCCUGGGAUACAAGGACCACAAGGCCCACCAGGGGUUGAUGGGAAGGAUGGCAAUGAUGGCAAAGAUGGUGAUCAAGGUCCCCAGGGUAACAGAGGCGUSCAAGGACUUCCAGGACUACAAGGACCACGUGGUCCACCAGGCGUUUGUGACCAGGCCAUUCUUGAUGGAAUAAAUAAACGAAUUUCAGGACUCGUCACAAAGCUGGCAUCAGUUGAAAGUGACGUUCAGAUGAAGUACAGUGAGUUGGAUAAAAAGGUCAAUGCUGCUGUUGACAUACUGACUUAUCAAAUCAGUAAAGUCGAAAAAGACUUUGAGAACAAAGCCUUGACCCUUUCUGCCGCAAUCAAGGCCGUUAAUGAAAGUCGYAUCCCAGGCCCUCAAGGUCCACCAGGRCCACAGGGYAUUCAAGGACCCGAGGGUGCGGUYGGACCGAUAGGCCCUCGAGGACCUGUAGGACCACAAGGGAUUCAAGGACCUCGAGGACUUAAAGGGGACCAAGGACAAAGAGGACCUCGAGGAGAAAGUGGAAUAAGUGCCCUGAAAGGCUGUCAGCACCAUGAAUUGGAAAGUAUGGAGACGACGCAAGCGAGUGCCGAGAUCUAUCUUACGGGACCAUCUCCGGGUCACGUGAUCGUCGGCCUUGACUGUUCAUCCAGCAUCAAGGGCAUCAUUAGUAGACUACAAUCAGAUGGGACCAUAUCGUACAAGUGCCUCUGUACCCGUACCACUUCAUUUGGUUGGGGAAAAGAUGAAGGUGGCAACAACAAAAGGUUUAUUAACUGGCGAAGACAUGGUGGAGCUGCGCGCAGACGCACUAGUAGACGAAGGUACCCAGGCUCAUUCUAUCCCAAGAUGAAGUGCGUAAUGCAUUACUGGGAAUGUCCUGCUGAAUAAGCCUCAUGAUAACAUAAUGUAGAUGCUACUAGGUUAAUUGAUAUAGAGGAAAAUCAUAAUAAAUAAAGAGAAAUUCAAAUAUUGA
This is a messenger RNA of Exaiptasia diaphana, 3192 nucleotides long. Its product is annotated as collagen alpha-1(I) chain. The record is from RefSeq and is a predicted model, not a curated record. The coding region runs from base 1980 to 3107 and encodes 375 amino acids. The transcript has 8 exons. Lineage: Eukaryota; Metazoa; Cnidaria; Anthozoa; Actiniaria; Aiptasiidae. Gene Ontology annotation, cellular component: basement membrane.